AAAAAAAAAAAAAAAAAAAACUGAACGUGGGAGUAGGAGCCGAGCUAACCCUGAGCGGCCACUUCGCGUAAAAUAACCACCCGAGAAGGAUGUUUGAGAGCAGGAAACAAACGUUCAAGUUACUCCUCAGGAAAAUAGACGCUAAAGCAGCACACAAAAUCAAACACCUCCUUUAUGAAAGCUCUCAGGUAGAAAGCGAAGUGAACUCUGAGAAACUCAAGAAGGAUAAGAAGAAGAUGGGUCUGCAGAAGAAAUCAUACAGCCUGGAAGAAGCCCAGCUGGCAAUCCAGCACAGAGACAAGCACCAGCCCCUUAUCAGAUCUCAGACCUUCGAUGUAGCGCCUACGAAAAAUAACGAGCAAGAGAAAAGCCUGGAUAGGAGGGGUUCCCUCACCAGCAGUUCGAGUAAAAGCAGUCAGAGUUAUUCAAAGCACAAUAAAUCCUUCCACAAGCUGUUCAAAGACAUUGCUGAAGAGGAGGCACUAAUCAACAGUUUCACCUGCGCUCUGCAGAAGGAGGUCCUGUACCAAGGCAAGAUGUAUGUGUCCAAAAACUACAUCUGCUUCUAUUCCUCCGUGCUCCUCAGAGAAACCAAGGUUAUGAUCCCGGUGUCAUCUGUAGCUCUCCUGAAGAAACAGAACACAGCCCUCCUGGUGCCCAACGCACUGUCCAUCCGCACCAGCGAUGGAGAAAAGUUUAUUUUUGUGUCUUUGCGAACACGAGACAUAACGUUCAAGCUCCUGAAGUCAGUCUGCAAUCCCUCAGAGAAUGCCAGCGCAAACAGCAGCCCAGUGUUUUCCUCUGCAGAGACAAGUUUUGACACUCCAGGGAAACACUUGAACUCCAGUCAGUCUAGCCUGGACCAGGAGCAGGAAACUCAGCCAGAUUCUCCAGGGACUCCGAAACACAGCAAAGCUCUGUCACCGCAAUUGAAUACAAUCCAUUCGCAACCCAACAGUGAGGACAAGGGGGAAGAUCAGAUCGACAGGGCAGUGGAACAGCAAGCAGGCGAUUCCUGGGUGUGGACUAUCACUCAGAAAGUGAACUCGUACAUCACGCCGCAUGAAUCCACCUCAGUCAACAUGUUGCUUAUCAUCUACCUGCUACUGGUGGUUGUUCUCCUCCUGUCCUCUGGGUAUAUCGGGCUCCGGAUCGUGGCUCUGGAGCAGCAAUUGACUUCCAUGGGCGCCUGGCCUGACGUCUCUGUGCACAGAGGGUACAAGGAAGCCUAACCCCUUCGUUUUGCAGACGUCCUGUCGCCUGGAUUGAUCAAAGCCCUCGCUGGCUCAAGCCCUCUCAGGGAGAUGCGAAUGAAACUCUGCUGGUCAGACUGCGACGGAGGAGAAUGAAUCCUCAGUGUUAUAGUCUCCACGCAUCUUGUAAUUUGAAUGACAGUUAACGGUGGAGAGGCAGAGGUGCAAGCCACACAGCAGGCAUUGUUUGCACUACCUACCAGCACCUGAAGAAGCGGAUUGCUAGCUAUCAGGUAUCCUUUUAGGCCAGUGCAAAAACCUAAAAGCCAAAACUGCUGGAAAAGAUGACCCGACAAUCUAAAGUACAUUGAAGUGCUCCUGUGAAUGAUCGGAAAGGCGUAUUUUGAAGAAACCUUUUCAAUGCAUCCUAACCGAUCCACUUUUACAGCAUUACUGUACAUUGGGAAAGCUAACCCUGCUGAUGGCAGGUUUACGAACUGAAUUAACAGUGCAAUAUUCCUACUACAUCAGGACUUCCUUGGGUCUUAACGGUAUUUUCCUGUGUAUUUCUAGCAUUCUGUACUUUGUAGUUUUUUUACAGCAGGAACAGUGUUUAAAUGUGUAUCAGCACUGCUUACAUCAGUAAACCGGUACUUUGUUUAAAGUACAGGUUCUAUAUAUUGUGACACCUGAUUGAUCAGCCCAACUCUGCCCUUUUUACUUGUAUACGAAGUGCCAGGGGAAUGUACAUUAUAGCUUAUUUUUUUGGAUCUUGGAUCUAUUGAAUGGUUUAUUCUGAAAGAAUAUUCUGUUAACCUCUUAGGAUACAGUAAAGAAACUGCCCCUAGCACAUGAAUUGGUGUCACAAAGCAAAAUAUUGUCAUUGCAAAUUAGCUCUGAGAUGCUCACUAAGGCAAUUCUAUACCAAGCAGUGAACCCUACAGGGUGAAAGAGGCAUUACAAGUUCACUGAACAAGAAACAAAAAAAAAAAAAAAAAAAAAAAAAAAUCCGCAAAUGAUUUAAGUACAAGACAGCUCAUCCUAAACCAGAACAGCGAGUCCAGGAUCUGACAGCAAGCCGUUUUAAAAAUAAUAAUAAAACGUAAUGUCAGCUAGUUAUCAUAAUCUACGUUUAAAUGCAGAACCAGCAACGUGCACAGCAGGAUCGCAACAACAGACAUCUGGUUUUUAGAUCUUGUGUACAAAUUGAUUUACAGUAUCUCUUCCCCUCCGUGUUUAUUUUUCUUGCUUUAAACUUUAAUAUAGCCAUUAGAGCUUUUUGAAAUGGAGGUUGCAAUAAGGGAAAAAAUUGUGCAUGCAUAUGCAAACCCAUAUAUCCUUAUAUGUAUAGUUUUUAAAGACUGCACCUGUAUGUAUUUUAAACUCAGUAUUAACUUUGCAACAUACCUCAACAAAAUUAGCUUUGUUCUACGUGUCAAUCAAGCAGUGCUUUAACUGUUGGGGCUUUUUGGUGGAAAGGAAAACGUCGUGAAAGCCGAGCUCGUCUACAGAGCCGUGUUAUUGAACUUCUACAUGGUGUUGGGAUGCAGCACACCCCCCUAAAGGGUUUUUUUUUUAAUGGAGUUCCUCAGGAAUGUAUUACUGCAUGGAAUUGUAAGACUUGGCAAUUGACUGUCAGCAAUGGCAACACAGUGGAUUUGCAAGAGAUGCCGAGUGGGACGCCGCAAUGGUUUUAUAUAGACCUGUGUUAUCAGUAUGCCAAUAUGAACAUGGUACCACUGGGGUAGUGUUUUAUCAACGGCAGCUGUCCUCGUGCUACCAUUCCCCAUCGUACACCAUGAUGAAUUGUCACCACUGCUUAGUGGCACAUCCAGUUAUCAUAAAGACAAGCACAACAAGUUCGGUGUUGCCUAUUUACACUCUAAACACAAGGCUUUUUUUUUUUUUUUGUAUGAAUUUCUACUGGAUAACGUGUUAUUUAAAUAUCUUUGAUGCUGCAAACUUUUUCUAAUCGAAAGUAACCUAAAUGAAGAGUUAAUUUGCAUUUUUGCACAAUUUCUUUUUUUUUUUUCUGUAUUUUUGUUGGUCUUUUUGAACG
Messenger RNA from Polyodon spathula (Mississippi paddlefish), 3252 nucleotides. Its product is annotated as GRAM domain-containing protein 2B-like. Lineage: Eukaryota; Metazoa; Chordata; Actinopteri; Acipenseriformes; Polyodontidae. The record is from RefSeq and is a predicted model, not a curated record. The transcript is spliced from 13 exons. The coding region runs from base 90 to 1232 and encodes 380 amino acids.